Molecule: messenger RNA, 3261 nt
Organism: Argiope bruennichi
Lineage: Eukaryota; Metazoa; Arthropoda; Arachnida; Araneae; Araneidae
Product: BTB/POZ domain-containing protein 9-like
Exons: 10
Coding region: 48-1586 (512 amino acids)
Molecular function (GO): protein binding
Source: RefSeq, a predicted model, not a curated record
GCAUUUUCGUACAGUAUUCUUUUUUCAGUUGUUUUUAUAGUGUAGAAAUGUUAUACUAUCUGAAAAAUAGCGUAGUUUUGUAUAAUUACCAUACUUUGAAAAUGGGCACUAGAGUUACUCCUUCUGCUAUACACUUUGCUGAUAAAGCUUUAGCAGGUGUACCGAGGCUCCUGGAUGAUUUGCAGAGACUUGUGGAAGAUCGAGAAACUGCUGAUAUUGUAUUCAUUGUGGGUCGAGAAGAGGUUCCUAUUUAUGCCCAUCGGCUUAUUCUCCGAGCAAGAUGCACAAGUUUCCAGAACGUGAAGCGAGGUGAGAUAUGUAAAGUACCUGGUUCCACUGUAUCGCCUGCACCGCCUGGAACACCUACGCCCAUCCGUUUGCCGCAUGCAAAACCAGAGGUCUUCAGAGAAGUCCUUUUCUAUCUUUAUACUGGGAAGGUAAUCCUUCAAGAUUGUACAGUUUUUGAGAGUCUGUCGAUUGCUCAAGAACUGGGUAUAGAUGAGCUUCGCAUGUGCUGCGAAGAUCACAUCAAUAGCACUUUGAAUGUUCACAAUGCCUGCACUUUUCUUCCAGCAUGUUUGGAAAUGGAAAAUCGAGUACCAGGAAAUAAGAGUGGUCGCUCAUUCCUCGAUCGAUGCACCGCGUACAUAGGAGAAAAUGCCAUGGAAUGUGUCAAAACCUCUGCUUUCUUGAAUCUUCCUAAGGAUGCCUUGAUUCAUCUUGUAUCAUCUGAUUACUUAGCUAUGGAAGAAGAGGAUGUGUGGAGAGCAGUUCUUGCUUGGGCGAAACAUCAAGCUGGCGUGACUCAACCGACAGCACACUGGACUGAAGAAGAAAGAGCCCGGAUUACUCAACAAAUGUCUGGAGUCAUAAACUAUGUUAGAAUACUGCUGAUUGACAGUCAAGUAUUUGCUGAAGAAGUGGAACCUACUGGAGCUGUUCCAAUGGAAUUAUCAUUAGAAAGGUAUCGAUUUGCUGCAUUGCCCAACAAGUUCACCCAUUCUGAAGACAAACGAAUCCAGCCACGAACAUCUCUUAAACUCUUUCAAGGUUCACAGUUACUCAGUGGUGAAAAGCUUCACCUCCAGAGAAUUUUGAAUUCAUGGUUUGGGAAUUCGAAACAAAUGUGGAGACUUCUUUACAGAGCAUCAACUCAUGGUUAUACUGCUGAAGCUUUUCAUUAUCAUUGUGAUGGGCACAAUCCUACUUUUGUUAUUGUACUUGGUUCUCAUGGAGAAUUAUGUGGUGGAUUCAGUGAUGUCCCUUGGGGAAAAACAAGAGGAAGAGGACGUUAUGUACCUUCUGAUAAAGCAUUUUUGUUCACUCUUAUUAAUAAUGCUGAUGUCCCACCUACAAAAUUUGAGGUUGUGAAAAAAAUGUUCGCUAUUGCUCCUCACCCAGAAUAUGGACCUAUAUUUGGUGCUGGUGCUGAUCUUUGCAUCUCACACAACUGUAAUGCAAACCUAGAGAGUUACUCAAACCUACCUCAUUCCUAUGAUGGAGAAAAUGCAUCAUGCACAUUACUCAUGGGAGACUAUAAUUUUACUGUACUGGAUUAUGAAGUAUUUACUACAUUAGGAAAAUAAUACAUCAUUAUUGGUCAACAUUUUUAAGAAGAAAUAGUUCCAGAUGUCUCAAAGGAAGAAAUAUUUUGUCUGAGGAAUUGAAUCUUUUAUACUUGUUGGAUAGAAUAAGGCACUGAAAAGCACUUUUUCUUUUAUAUUGUUAUAUCAAUGUUAAAGGUUAGCGAUAUUUUUGGGAGGUGGAAUCUUAUUAUUUUGUGUAUUUAGGGAAUGGAGCAGUUAUUUUUUAUGUGGAAUUUUAUAUGUAGUGGUAUUUACUUAAAUAAGCAACACUGUAAAUUCGAUUUGUUUCAUAUUUACAAAUCUAGGAUUUUAUAAUUAAUUUGAUGUUCUAGAGUUUUGAAAUUUUGUGUAAUUGCAUAUUCUCAGUGUCAACACACUACUUUAAUGUUUACAGAAUUCUUGGCUAUUCCAUUAAUUUGACUAAAUUUUGAUCUCAUCUCAAUGGUGGUACUUAAAAGUGCAUUAACUAGUUCAAGGUUUUAGCAUUUUAAUAAAAAUUGAUAAUUAUUAAAAUGAACAAAUUUUACCUUUUAACAUCUAAUAAAAGAAUUUUUUCAUUAUUUCAGUAGCUUUAAGUUAGUUUUUACCUCUCUAUUUUUAAAGGAUUUCCUUUUUAGUUUGAAAUUGCUGACUCAAAUGUGAUCUAAUCCUUACAGUAUUGGGGAAAAUUUUGUAUUGGAUAUCACAAAUUUGUAGUUUUGAAAUGCUGAUCUUCAUAAUUGACUGCAUAUGAUUGCUACAUAACAAGACUUUUAAAUUUCACUUUAGAAUGGUCCUUUAAAAAAAAUUAUGGACACUUGCUUCCAGAUUUAAACUUGACAAAUUUGAUUUAAACUUGCUUUAACUUGAUUUAAACUUGCAUACAUAUAUAUAUAUGUAUGCCUCUUGUUCAUUUGCCCAAUUCUGUGGGGGGAUGCCUAAGAAAGAUUAUAUGUAAAUAAUACACCUAUAAAUAUAUGUAUUUACAUUAUAUAAUGUAAAUACAAAUACAUAUUAUAUUUUGUAGAUUAUAUGUAAAUCCAAUAUUGAUCUGACACCUGUUUAGAUGUUCUACAGAAAAAAAAUGUUUUGAUGUGAUUGUUUUGUAUUGGAUUUCCUGGGGCUAAUAAUAAAAAAUUACCAAUAAAAUAUUUUUAGUGCAAAAUAUUUUAGAACUUUAUAAGUAUAUUGAUAACGAAGAAUUUCCUUGAAAAGUUCUGGAUUCAUAAAAUUUUAGUGCUUAUAUAAAAUUUUAGAGAUAAGUAGAGCACAAACAAACUUACCUUAAUUUAGUGUGCUGAAUAAUAGCUUUUAAGAAGUUAAAUCAGCAUUUCAUCUGUAUUUUUUAAUGAAGUGUCAUCCAUGUCUGUCCUGUGAAGGAUCACAGGACAGUUUUCAUAAGUAGUUUCAGCAAACGCAACACUUUGUGUAAAAGCACCAAGCAAAUGAUACCAAGAAUGCUCAUUUCUGACUAUUUUCUUGACCUAAAAAUAUGGAAAAAUGAAAGAUUUAAAAAAAAGUCUCCUGUAGAAUAUAUUUUGCAAUGCAUUUUAUUUCUAUGUGCAUGUUUAAAUUCAGAUGUGCAGAUGCUUAUGAAUUAUUACUCGAACUAAUAAAUUAUUUCAAGAAAUUUUUCCCAAUUGCCUUAUCUAAAUUCUCUCUUUGUAUUAUUUAUGAUUCUGUUAUUGAUUUUAUC